CUAGCAACUACAGUUGGCAACACUGCUAAUUUGGCGACCAUAUUGUUGAUCGUCUGAUUGUUAUUCCCAUCAAUUUUUCCAAAUUCCAUCCAAAGUAUUUUGCGUUGCAAAACACAUUGGUCGUAUCGUUUUUUGAUCUUAUCCAACGUAAUUGUGUAUUUUUCUUUUACUUACAAUAAUGGAUUCCCUUGUGGGGUACGGAAGCGACGAUGAAAAUGAUCAUGAGCGAUAUGGAAGCCAUCAGGCAUCGACUGAUAUUGUAGGUGAGCGGAGGGAGCAGACAUCGCCGGGAUGACGACACCAACUAUGAUGAGGUCAACAUGGACUUGAGUGAGGAGUCUCAGGCGGAGUCGGAGCCCGAGCUGCCGCCGGCGGAGCCCGCGCCGAGGGCCCGCGACGACCGACGCGACGGUAAACAGUGUCGUCCGGGAGACAGCAGGGAGCCGCAGCGGCGCCGACGCGAGUCUCCGCGGCCGGGACGCCCGGACAGACGACACGACAAUUAUAAUAGAAAUGAAAGGAAAGACGACCGGCGUCACGAAGGCAGACGCGGGCUGCUGGGCGACCGACCUGAUGACAGACCAACUGAGAAUAAGCAGAUGCCCGCGCUGAUGGAGCUGAAGCCGUACGGCGCGGAGCCCCCCGGCGCGGAGGUCCGGCGCUCGCACGACGCUAGAGACGCUGUGUCUCCGAGGUUCUCGGAUCGCGGUGAGCGGCGCGACAGAGAUAGAGAGAGGGAACGGGACAGAGACAGCAGGCACAGUCGACGAUCUGAAGAAAGAAACCCGCCCCGCCGCACGCGCCGCUCGCGCUCACGCGGCGCCGCUGUCGUCCCGCCCCCGCCCCCGCCACCGCCGCACACCAACACGUCUGGAGACAGACGAGGUUCCCCGUCGGGCGACUACAGGCCCUCCUCGUACAAAGUCAACAAAAAACUCGAAGUUAUGGAGAAAAUGGGGCUGCAGAUCAAGACGCCGGGCGGCGCGAUGACGACCGCGCGGCAGCUGCGCGCCGCCGCCGGCGUCGCGCCCGCCGCCCUCGUCGGCUGCAACAAGAUCAUGGACCAGGUGCAGAAACGCAAAUUGUUGUGGUCCAACAAGAACAAGUCGGAAGCUAAGGAGGCAGCCAAGUGGUCCGGCACCAGAUUCGCUCAGGACAACGACGGGAAACAGGUCUCCAAGUUCAUGCGUCUCAUGGGCAUCAAGGACCAAGCGGCGGUGAAAGAGCCACCCCCAGACAUGACAGCGGACCCGAUAAAGAAGCAAGAGGAGCUGUUCCAAGCGAUGCAGGCGCAGUAUGAAGUGGCCCGGGCCACCACUCACACCAUGAGAGGAGUCGGCCUCGGCUUCCAGCGGGGACAGUUCUGAAACAGUGCAGUGUCCGAUCAGUUCAGGCUUAGUGAUUUGAUAUUGAUAGACUGUGAAGUUUAAGAAUGUUUUGAUAAGUUCAUCUGUCUUUCAUGGACGCUUGAUGAGACACAAACAAGUUUAAUUGUUAUUACUGCUGUAGCUGUCGUGCGUCCGGGAGCGUGUUAAAGAGCGACUUCAGUGCUCCGUUGCGUCGCUGCAGAGCGUUGCUCCGUCGUAAGGUUUUUUAAGUCAAUAUGUGAUGUUAAUAAGUGAUUCAUAUCAACCUGAGUUAAUCAAAGAAUAAACAAUUUUGAAUUUGAAAAACCAAAAAUUACUACGUGCUUAUUUCGAGCGCUUUGUCCUUUUUGGCUGGCAACACUUGGUUUAUCAAUCUGGACCUUUCUUUUGUACUGCAAGGGCAAUUUUGUACUCUUUAUAGACUACUAUUUAUACUGUGUUGAUCUGUAGACGAAACGCUUCGCGACGGAGAAGUGAGGCUGUGAUCUUACUUGUGAAACCUGGAACUGUCCCAUGUUAUGGUGAAAAAGUGAUGUAAUAUUUUUGUAGCCACAUUUUGAUGGCCUCUCGUAGAUUGAUACUAGAUUAAAGUUAAAAAGUAUUUAUUAUUAUUUCUUUUAAAACUUCUGGUAAUUAUUUUUAACGGACUGUCAAGGAAGCGUAUUGUUUUUUCAUUAGCAUAGCCAUUGUUUUUGUCAUAUCAUCGUACAUAGAUACCUAUUUUUUGUAACAAAUUAUAUAUUUAAUUAUAUAUGCAACGUGCGCGUCCCAAGCCUUAGACAGUACACAGUACGUAGACACUAAAGCAGUACUGCACAGGCCUGGGACCUUGGUUUAAAAUUAAAAUUAACGUUAAAUAAAAGCCUUGCUGUAUGUCAUGUAAUGUAUAGUAGAUAAUGAAAUUACAUAACUUUAAGCAAUUAAUUCAAAUAAAUGAUAGAGCAAUGAACCCUAUAUGAAUUUAAUUAUCAAAUUGUAUAUAGUAAUUUCAUUUUUUUUUUUUUUUUGGGACUCCCCAAGUAUUAAAAAUACCUAGUGGUAUUUUUUCGUGCUUUGCGCCAUUUUUACUGUCAAAUAACUUGACGGUUAGCUUAGUGUUGCUAUAUUCAUAAAUGAAUAACGUUAAUUUAGAUAACGUUACGUAAAUAUUAAUUGAAUAAAAAUAUAAAAACUGUUAAAAUGCAGUUUGUGUUUAUGUUAAACAUUUUAACAUGGUUUUUGAUGUAUCGUAAGAAUUUUCUCGCUUUGGCAUCACAUUAGAAGAGGUUUUACAGAAGGAUUCUAAUGAGGAUUAUUUUUAUAGUGCGCUGAUGUUACUGUGUAAUUUAGUGUGAAAAGGUGCCUCUGUGUCUGCGUACCCUCACUAAAAGCUGUGUGAUAUAAUUAGGAAUAAAUUGGACUGUAAAAAUAAUAAUUUAUGUGUAGAUGGUAAUUCUUACGAGCGUUUUUACAUCGAUUUUCUUGUGGAAGGCUUAGUUUCUAAAGUUACCUCAUUAAUAAAUGACUCAUUAAUAUUAAUCUUUUUAUAGCCGGGUAAUUUGUUCUUGUCUUUAUAAAAAAAUUAAAAAUGUAAUGGCGGCCGCGGCUAUCAAAGCGCUCGUAAGAACGACCCAGAUAAUUAUGUACCUCCUUCCAAAACAGUGGUAAUGGUUUUCUAGAUACCUUCAUAGUUGAUCUAACUUUUCUGUUUUCUACCACAUUAUUACAGACGGCAGCUGUUAUUAUUUUUAUUGUAAAAGUUUUAUGAAAGUUUACGAAAUAAACAUUAUAGUAUAAGAUA
Messenger RNA from Plodia interpunctella (Indianmeal moth), 3147 nucleotides. RefSeq lists its product as uncharacterized. Bases 321 to 1367 code for a protein of 348 amino acids. NCBI's taxonomy places the organism in Eukaryota, Metazoa, Arthropoda, Insecta, Lepidoptera, Pyralidae. The transcript is spliced from 12 exons. The record is from RefSeq and is a predicted model, not a curated record.